Aspergillus vadensis CBS 113365 is the source of this 2196-nucleotide messenger RNA. RefSeq names its product cation:proton antiporter. Gene Ontology annotation, biological process: proton transmembrane transport. The transcript has 5 exons. NCBI's taxonomy places the organism in Eukaryota, Fungi, Ascomycota, Eurotiomycetes, Eurotiales, Aspergillaceae. Gene Ontology annotation, molecular function: antiporter activity. Gene Ontology annotation, cellular component: membrane. The record is from RefSeq and is a predicted model, not a curated record. Bases 302 to 1792 code for a protein of 496 amino acids.
CUGAAUUUUAAACAUAAAAUAUGGUUUUUGCGGAGAAGAUUGAUUGUACGUAGAUAGUAGAUAGACCAUGGCUCUUGCAGGCAGAAUUGAACAGUGAGAUCAUUGCCCGUAACCUUACUUUGUGCGACCUCGGACAGACCUGUCACCAACACCAUCUGUAGUAUAUACGCACAAGACUUCAUUGAUUAAAAAGAACUAUAUUGAGACUGAGAUUCAGAUUCCAUUGAUAUACCCACCACUACAUAUUACUGAGCAAGUCUGUUAUUCAGGUAAAGGCAUUAGGGUUGAAAAGGUUGCAAUUAUGGCUGGAGGUUUCCUCCCCUAUCACGAACCAGGCAUUGUCAACGUUCUCAUCCUAAUCUCCUUUUUCUUUUUCCUCUCCCUAGCGGAAUGGAUCUCUUCAAAAAUCAUCCGCGCCGGCAUCAUUGGCCAGAUCGCCGUCGGUAUUAUUUACGGAACGCCACUGGCGAACAUCCUGCAUGAAGAUUGGCAAUCCACUUUCCUUGCGCUAGGUUAUAUCGGCUUGAUACUCAUCAUCUUUGAAGGCGGGCUAGGGGCCCGUCUUGACCUCCUAAAAAAGAAUCUUUUUCUGAGUAUGAUUGGCGCUGCAACGGGGGUUCUUUUUCCGAUCGGACUUUCUUACCUGCUCCUCUACUUGGGAUUCGGCUAUGGUGCUGUUGAAACUUUCAUCGUGGGAGCAUCUUUGUCUGCUACCUCUCUUGGCACGACCUUUGCUGUCAUCUCAACUGCUUCCAGCACAGUCGAUCUCGCCCAAACUCGCGUCGGAUCGAUCCUCGUAAGCGCAGCUGUCAUUGACGAUGUUGUCGGCCUGGUAAUGCUAAGCGUCAUCAGUGAUCUAGGCGAAUUAAGUCAAGGUCACUCUGUCAACCUAGGCUGGCUAAUUGGCCGCCCAAUCGUAGCCUCCAUCGGAAUGGCUAUUGUAACCCCCCUGGUAACAAAGUAUCUCUUCGCGCCACUGUUCCGCCGCUAUAUCGAGUAUCACUUCGCUCGGUUCGACCACAUCUCCAACAUCACUCUAAUGAUCUUGGUCCUUUGCGCGUUCAUCAGUAUUGCCGCGUAUACGGGAACUUCCAUCCUCUUCGGUGCAUUUCUGGCUGGUACAUUCUUGACUUAUAUCCCUAGUAAACAUCCAGAUGGACCGUUUGUGGUUAUGAGCCGCGAGGAAGGCGAAAGGGAGGAGAACAAGAGUCCAACGUUUGUACACACCUUCGAGCGCUAUCUUUUAGAUGUGCAAAAGUAUCUUAUGGAGCCGCUUUUCUUUUCGAGUAUUGGAUUCGCCAUCCCCUUUGUGCAGCUCUGGACGGGGAAGAGGAUCUGGAGGGGUAUCGUCUUUACCCUUCUUAUGCUGUUUGCAAAGCUCAUCGUCGGAAUCUGGGUCCCUCUCUGGCAAUUACUUUCCAGUUCCAAUCUCCUGAACAGAAAGACGGCGAACGAGUAUCCUAGCGAAGAAUACGCCAGCGAAGACAGCACAAAACCAGUCUGGUCCACAGUCUGUCUCUCUGGCCUACUUCUCGGCUCGGCAAUGGUUGCCCGCGGCGAAAUUGGCCUCCUCAUUGUCGAGGUCGGGUACAAUGAGACUUCGUACGUGAGCGAGGAUGCCUUUAUUACCGCCGUCUGGGCAAUUUUGCUUAACACGGUCCUUGGCCCUGUAACUGUGGGGCUGCUGGUGAAAUUCUAUGGAAAGGAGAUAGGGAAGGGGGAAUGGGGCCUUCAGGGAACUGUUCCUGCUGCUGCUGCUGGUAAUUUAAGCACUGAUCCCUCACUUAGGUGAUAUGCGGUACACCACUGUCUUCCCAUAUAAACUACAUGGCUUGACUACAAGCCAUUGCUCUUGAUGACUUCAAAGCUUGUUCCGAGGCUUAUGGUGACAUGUGUCAGAAACACCAGACAUACUCCAACAUACCCCAGGGAACUAAUUCAGUCUCAAACCUGGUCCACGUCUUCCUCGCCAGGUGAUUCACUCUCAGAUACAGUCCAAUCAGCCAUCAACUUGCCAGGUGGUCGGCGGCUGGUAUCCAGCUCUCAUCACUGCAACAAGGGCUGAGUCAGUACUCUACAGACAAAUUCUAUGGGUGAGGUUUGAAAUCAACAAGUAGGAUGACCAAUAAUAUAAUAAAUUCUUGUCAAAACAUCUCUUGGAUGCUCUGCGUGUGUUGGGAGAUGCUCAGCUGAGAG